AUGUCGAGCCAUAGAUCUUGUGCCCUGGUUCUCGCCUGCGCCGCUCUCAUGGCGGCGGUGGCCGGCGCCACGCAGUACAGCGUCGGCGGCGACAAUGGCUGGGCCGUGCCCGGCGCCGGUGCUGAAUCCUACAAUACCUGGGCGGAGAAGACCGGCUUCCAGAUCGGCGACCAGCUCCUGUUCGUGUACCCCAAGGACAAGGACUCGGUGCUGCUGGUGCAGCCGGCCGACUACAACGCCUGCAACACCACCUCCUACGACAAGCAGUUCGACGACGGCAGCACCGUCUUCGACCUCGACCGCGCGGGCGCAUUCUUCUUCAUCAGCGGCGUCGACGCCAACUGCCGCGCCAACGAGAAGCUCAUCGUCAUGGUCUCCGCAGCCGCCGCCGCUGCAAAGGGCGCUCCAGCGCCGAGCCAGGGCUCGCCUACAACGACUACUCCACCGCCAUCACCUCCCUCGAGCAGUGACGCCGGCGAUGCCGCGCAGUCUCCGCCUUCUUCCCCCAAAACUCCAGCCACGCCAAACGCUCCGGCUGGCGCCAGUAACUCCACGGCGGCCAAGGGCACGCCUCCUGGAGCAGCCAACGGCGCCGGCCUCACGGUGGCAGGCCUCGCCGGCUCGUUCGUGGCAUGGGUUGGAUACGCCAUGCUUGCUUUCUAG
Molecule: messenger RNA, 663 nt
Organism: Lolium rigidum
Lineage: Eukaryota; Viridiplantae; Streptophyta; Magnoliopsida; Poales; Poaceae
Product: early nodulin-like protein 2
Exons: 2
Coding region: 1-663 (220 amino acids)
Molecular function (GO): electron transfer activity
Source: RefSeq, a predicted model, not a curated record